Meriones unguiculatus (Mongolian gerbil) is the source of this 2201-nucleotide messenger RNA. RefSeq names its product DnaJ heat shock protein family (Hsp40) member C25 (gene Dnajc25). Gene Ontology annotation, cellular component: endoplasmic reticulum membrane. Gene Ontology annotation, biological process: protein folding. Bases 79 to 1152 code for a protein of 357 amino acids. The record is from RefSeq and is a predicted model, not a curated record. The transcript has 4 exons. NCBI's taxonomy places the organism in Eukaryota, Metazoa, Chordata, Mammalia, Rodentia, Muridae.
GUGGACCGGGCAGCGGGGCGAGCCCGGCAGCGAGGAGAGCUGUGGCCGCCGUGGUGGCCGAGCGGCGGGCAGGCGGGGAUGGCGGCGGGGCUCGCUCCGCGCGCGGUGCCCGGGGCUGCCGGCCGGCGCCUGGGGCUGCUGCUGGCGCCGCUGCUGCUGGCCCCGCUGCUGGCGCGGCCCGCCGAGGCGCUGGUGGAGGGGCUAUACUGCGGCAGGCGCGACUGCUAUGAGGUGCUGGGCGUCAGCCGCUCGGCCGGCAAGGCGGAGAUCGCGCGGGCCUACCGCCAGUUGGCCCGGCGCUACCAUCCCGACCGCUAUCGGCCCGAGCCGGGCGACGGCCCUGGGGACGCGCCGCCGAGCGCCGAGGCUUUUCUGCUAGUGGCGACCGCCUACGAGACGCUCAAGGAUGAAGAAACACGGAAAGAUUAUGACUACAUGCUGGAUCACCCCGAGGAAUACUAUAGCCAUUACUACCACUACUACAGCAGGCGCCUGGCCCCCAAAGUGGAUGUUAGGGUGGUGAUCUUGGUCAGCGUGUGUGCCAUUUCAGUGUUUCAGUACUUCAGCUGGUGGAAUAGCUACAAUAAAGCCAUCAGCUACCUGGCCACAGUGCCCAAGUACCGCAUCCAGGCCACAGAGAUUGCCAAGGAGCAGGGACUGCUCAAAAAAGCCAAAGAAAAGGGGAAAAGCAAGAAGUCCAAAGAAGAAAUCCGUGAUGAGGAGGAGAACAUCAUCAAGAACAUUAUAAAAAGUAAGAUAGACAUAAAGGGGGGCUAUCAGAAACCCCAAGUCCGUGACCUUCUCUUGUUUCAAGUCAUCCUGGCUCCUCUUCACCUGUGUUCAUACGUUGCCUGGUAUUGUCGAUGGAUCUAUAAUUUUAAUAUCAAAGGCAAAGAAUAUGGGGAGGAAGAGAGACUCUACAUCAUACGGAAGUUUAUGAAGAUGUCCCAGUCUCAGUUUGACAGUCUGGAGGACCAUCAGAAAGAAACGUUUCUUAAGCGGGAGCUUUGGAUAAAGGAGAAUUAUGAGGUCUACAAGCAGGAACAAGAGGAAGAAUUAAAGAAAAAACUGGCAAAUGAUCCUCGGUGGAAGCGAUACCGUAGAUGGAUGAAGAAUGAAGGGCCUGGACGGUUGACAUUUGUGGAUGACUAAUGGAAAGCUGCUGUGCCAAACUUUGUGAUAGUGCUUUUAUAGCAAUUAUCUGAGAUGUAGCUGCUGCACUCAGCAGUACCUAAAGUUCACGACCACAUGAUUAAACAGAAUAAUGUAGGAAUUUCAACUUUCCCUUAAAACUUUAUACAGAAGACAUUUAUGAUGGUUCAAUUUUUAUAAUCUAUUUGUGAAUUUUGUUAAAAAAAACAUUUGACAUGGGGACUUUUAGUUGCCAUUUAAAAUUUUUAUAUGUUUAGUUAAAUUUGACAUGAAAUUUAUUAGAUACCAUUUAAAACUUCUGUGUGAAGUGUUUCUUCUUCAAAAGUGUUUCGUUAUAUUUUCAUAAUGCUACAUUUUUCUACUUUCCUGGUCUCUAUUUUUACAAAACAUUACAACAGCACUUGAUCAUAUUAUUGUGUCUUUCUGGACACGGUGUUUUAAGAACCAUUCAGUGUUAUGUUGUCCUUACUGUAGUCCUUACAGGUCUGAGCAUGUUCAGAGUAAUCUCUAGGAGAGUCCUCUGGGAUCUCUGCAGUCCCUCCCAGUGCCUCUACUCUUGUUAAUCAGAAGCUCUCCAGGGGAGCGGGUCGCCGUCGUGUCCCCGUGGGCUGUUGUUGAUUACAGGAGAGCGGGUCACCGUCAUGUCCCCGUGGGAUAUUGUUGAUCGCAGUCUCACUGUAGGACUGACUGUUUUCUCACAUGUUUCUGCAGAGGGACCUUGUGGAAAGGUCUUUUGUAUCACCAUCUUGCUACUUUUUUUCUCUCUCUCUCUUGUUUAAUCUUUCAUUACCUGUGCAGUGAAAAUGUAAUGCACAUUGAGAACAUUUACAUGCAGUUAAGCUAGAAAGAAGAUAAACAUAGCUGUGUGCUAUUCUCUCAAUCACUAGGGUAUACAUGUUUUUUUUUUUAUAUUUACGGAAGUGAAACUAAAUAACAGAAUUGACUGACUCAAACCUGAUACCAAAGUACCAUAUACAUUCAUAUACAAUGCUCCUGUUAAAGAUUUAGCCUACUGUUUCAUAUUAAUAAAUGGUUGUGAUAUGUCAUGA